Symbiodinium sp. CCMP2592 is the source of this 2475-nucleotide messenger RNA. The record is from the annotation of a GenBank genome assembly. NCBI's taxonomy places the organism in Eukaryota, Dinophyceae, Suessiales, Symbiodiniaceae.
AUGACCGACCCGAUGGCGACAGACCCCACCACGCCUUCAGCCCAGAAGAAGAGGAGGGCACCAGAGGAGGAAAAGUUGAGCCUGGAAGCCAUCCGUGAAGUGGUUCGCAGCGAGGUUACGGGGAGUACCAGCACACUGCGGGCCGAGAUCAACCAGCGCAUGGACCGCGUCGAGACGGGGGUCACCGCACAGCUUGAACGCACUUUGGAACGCCUCGCCGCCAUCACCAACCAGCAGGCGGAGCAGCAGCGUGUCGUGGAAACCAUCCAGGGGGAGCAAUACUCCAUGUCAGCCAGGCUGCAAGCCCUGGAGAACAAGGUGCAAGUGAUCCAAAGCACAGGGGCUUCCAGUACGGCAGAUACGGACUUUGGGGGGCGCAAACCGGCGCUCAUUAUGGGCGGAUGGGGGGAUGACACCCCCGCGGAGGAACAACGUGAAACAGAUGGUCAAAGAUUUGCGGCUGGACAUCCCCACCGACCAAGCCUUCGUUCCGGGGGUGAGAAGGGGAUACGCCAUACUCCCCUAUGGCGCCAAAGACGGGGAGGAUCACGUGACCGCCUGUCGGCGGCCCUCCGCCGGUUCCGCCAGGCCAACAUACAAAUGGGGGUGCAGCAGGAUGGAAAGGCCAAAUACCUCUGGCUCCAGCUGUCCCAGUCGCCGGAACGGAGAAGGCACGUGCAGCUUGCUGGCAAAUGCAAACGGCUCUGCCUCACCCUUGGGGGCGACCUUGCCCAAAGUCGAGACCAAGUAGCGGGAAGACGAGACGAGGCCUGGGGAGAAGCAGCCAUGCACCCAUGGGCGCUCCGAAUGCAAGCAACCACAGCCAAGGAGACCUGGGCACCACAGUACCGUGGCACGCGCCCUCGCCAAUACCUGAAGAAGGAGCCACCACGGAGGAGGAGUACUGGCUACCGGGGGCAAGCCGAAGCACUGCUGCGCAGCGAAACAGAAGAGACACUGGCGGCCUGGAUGCAGGUCACAGGGAACGAGGGGGACGACCUGGAAGCCAUGGCCCUGGCUAGAACCACGAGCCUCAGCCUGGCAACAGAUGGGGAGAUGGGCAGAAGGGGGAUCACGCCGCCGCCCACGCCCAACGUCCAGAUCGAUGAGGCAGAGGCAGCGAUCCAGUCACUUAUGGCAGCCUACCCCUUGGGCAUGGACCGGCUGGGGGAGCUACGAAAUCUCCUGGACCAAGCAGCGGAAGGUGUGACUGCGCUGAAGCACAACAGCGAGCCGCACGUGGGGGAGAACCACGACAACGAGCCCUACGUGACGAAGGACCGGACGCCACGCACGCAGCUCAUCCCCUUCCUCGAAGGGGAGAUGCAGCAACAGACAGCUGCAGCCCUACGGGAACUUGACGCAUGGACCCGCAGUUACUGGGGGAGCGACGUGGAGUUCGGAGUUAGUCAGCGACGAGGGGGAGACCACGGGGGACAAGGCGGCCAGUUCCUCGACUUGGCCUACCACCGCAGCGGACGACGAGUGGACCGCCUUCUAAGGGAGGGCACUCAGCGAUUCCACUCGCACAGAAGAGCGAGGAACUGGGGCGCAGUACACAGAGGAGAAGACUACGCAGAAAGAGCAGAAGAGCUGCUCAACAACGUGCUCCAGGCCACAGAAGGGCAACAGCGAGUACCAGACCACUUCAGGGACAGCCUGGACAGGGUGGUGCACCUCUGCCAGGAAGCGUCGGCGGCACACGCCGAAGCCUGGGGAGAACCAGGAGAGGAGCAGUUGAACCUGGACCGAGCUGCAGAGGUAACAGCUCCUUUGCCAAAGAAGGCGAGGCUCGGCAGAGAGCAACACCAAGCCGACGUGGUGGCACACGCUGGAGGGCAGCCCAGCUCCCCAAUCUUGGGAGACCAGAGGCCGGAACCACCACUGCAAGCGCUCUACAUGCUCCGCCGCCUCCAGCCUUUCUUGCAUGGGCAGAUGCACGAAAUGGUGGGAUCGGCCAUUUGUGACCUGAUGCAAUGGUCGACACAGUUCUUCGGAGCACCAGUGGAAGUGGUACCAGACGAGAGCGACGACUCCACGGCUACAGCGGCAGUGGAACCACUCCCUGAACCUGCCCCGGGAGCCGACCAGGGAGUACCUCAACAACGAGCGCUACUACACGACCGCCGAGAACCUGCCCAGGGAGUACCCGCUCCCAUGACGACGCCUGAACCAGACGACGACCACGCCAAGCCGCCUGAGCCGGGACCGGGGGCACCUACCUUGACAACAGCUACUGGAGGACCCGGCGUGGCACCUACCCAAGACGAGGAAAGCGCCACAGUGCCAUGGCAUGCUCCCACGCCGGAGUAUGAACCCCAGCUGUGUGCACAGCCCGCGGGGGAAGAGAGCGACUGGGGCACUGGAGCACUUCCUCUACAACCGUGGGAACACCCUCCGGAAGACGAACUGAGCGCCACCAGCCGAGUGAGCCACAGAAGACGGCGGUUACUGGCUGUAAUGGCUGACGACUGA